This is a messenger RNA of Geosmithia morbida, 630 nucleotides long. Its product is annotated as ubiquitin-like protein 5. Bases 1 to 630 code for a protein of 209 amino acids. Gene Ontology annotation, biological process: mRNA splicing, via spliceosome; protein modification process. The record is from RefSeq and is a predicted model, not a curated record. The transcript has a single exon. Gene Ontology annotation, molecular function: protein tag activity; protein binding. Gene Ontology annotation, cellular component: nucleus; cytoplasm. NCBI's taxonomy places the organism in Eukaryota, Fungi, Ascomycota, Sordariomycetes, Hypocreales, Bionectriaceae.
AUGGCCGACUCGCGUCGGCGAUCUCGCUCAAGGUCGCCACCACGACGUGCACCCAAGGGCAGCGGCGGCUUUCGAUGGAAGGACAGCGGCAGCGGCGGUAGCCGCUCCGACCGUCGCGAUGGGGAUCGUCGUGAUCCCGAUCGCCGACAAAGUUUUCGCAAUCGCUCUCCCCCACGCAACCAGCGCGGAUACGACCGAGAUGACCGAAGGCGAGACGACCGCCACGAUGAUGACGGCCACCGUCUCCGGUCGCCACGCAGGGACCGCUCGGACAGGGACCGCCCGGACAGAGACCGCCCGGAGAAGAAGUCAUCAGGCAAGGAAGAUGGCGAUAAGCCGCGCAACAAGGAGAAGAGCAAGAAGCCGGCAUACGCCAUGCCAACAGCUGGUCAGGAGAUGAUCAUCGUCAAUAUCAAUGAUCGCCUAGGAACCAAAUCGGCCAUCCCCUGCCUGCCCUCCGACACGGUUGGCCAACUCAAGCUGAUGGUGGCGGCGCGCAUUGGACGCGAGCCCGGACAGAUCAUGCUCAAGAGGCAGGGCGAGCGGCCGUUCAAAGAUAUCAUCACGCUUGAGGACUACGGCAUCUCCAACGGAGUCCAGCUGGACCUCGAGGUCGACACUGGAGACUGA